AAAACAUUCAGUUGCCCUAAUUAAAUAUGGCGAAGUAUGCACUUCCGGUUUGUUGCCGACUUCCGGAUUGUGAAGGGCAGUAGACAUGCCUGUCUAGCCUCCUGCGCCGGAGAUUGGAGCCGAUCUAUAUAGUGUAUACUCCAGAUGUCCUAGGCUGGUGUGAGUUCUAUAUCACCCACACCGGUUACUUGCCCCAGACUCUAAGCAAAAAAUGUUCCUGACAAAUUUCCUCCUAAGAAAGGGCAUCCCUGGCCGCCAGUGGAUAGGGAAAUACAGGAGACCCCGAGAGGUGACGUGGAACAUGAAACAGUCCAUGAUUAAGAGACUUGAGAUAGAGGCCGAGACGGAGUACUGGAUUAGUCGGCCCUAUAUGACCAAGGAGCAGGAGUUCCGUCACGCGGCCGAGCGUAAACACAAACAGUACCUAGAGCUGAAGGCCAAACAGGAGGCAAACUUCCCUGAUCACAAAUACCUGCAGGAUCACCUGGAUCACCUGAACGUCACCAAGAAAUGGACUAUGUCUUAAUCUCUAAUGGGAAGUUCUGACCAAACCUAUUAAAUGUAUCUCCUCAGA
This is a messenger RNA of Hyla sarda, 574 nucleotides long. It is a transcript of the gene MRPL57, whose product is annotated as mitochondrial ribosomal protein L57. The record is from RefSeq and is a predicted model, not a curated record. Gene Ontology annotation, biological process: mitochondrial translation. Bases 212 to 526 code for a protein of 104 amino acids. Gene Ontology annotation, cellular component: mitochondrial ribosome. The transcript is spliced from 3 exons. Gene Ontology annotation, molecular function: structural constituent of ribosome. NCBI's taxonomy places the organism in Eukaryota, Metazoa, Chordata, Amphibia, Anura, Hylidae.